AUGACCUCCAUCUGCAUGGACUACGGGACUUUCGUCUGUACCAACUGCGCUGGGAUCCACAGGGAGUUCCAGCACAAGUGCAAGGGCAUCACCAUGUCGAACUGGACGCUGGAGGAGGUUGACAUCUAUCCCUUGUUGCCCGCAUGCCGUUGA
Molecule: messenger RNA, 153 nt
Organism: Guillardia theta CCMP2712
Lineage: Eukaryota; Cryptophyceae; Pyrenomonadales; Geminigeraceae
Exons: 1
Coding region: 1-153 (50 amino acids)
Molecular function (GO): GTPase activator activity
Source: RefSeq, a predicted model, not a curated record